Xylona heveae TC161 is the source of this 1237-nucleotide messenger RNA. RefSeq names its product t-SNARE. The transcript is spliced from 2 exons. Bases 125 to 946 code for a protein of 273 amino acids. Gene Ontology annotation, molecular function: SNARE binding; SNAP receptor activity. Gene Ontology annotation, biological process: intracellular protein transport; Golgi to vacuole transport; vesicle fusion. Lineage: Eukaryota; Fungi; Ascomycota; Xylonomycetes; Xylonales; Xylonaceae. Gene Ontology annotation, cellular component: endomembrane system; SNARE complex; membrane. The record is from RefSeq and is a predicted model, not a curated record.
CUCUAUAGCUGUGAACAGGCAGCAAUCCUGUCUCCUCUUUCCUCUGAAGACACCCCAGACUUACAAUCUACCGACUGCGUUGUGAUCGCGUUCAAUACUACAGCAUUUUUCAACAGCGUACAACAUGUCCUUCGAUCGCCUUCCAACACUUGAGUCACAGCCGACUACAUUCCGACGUCAGGAUGAUCCUCAGUACAGCGACGACCCGGAUUUUCAGCAUCUUACCGAGAGUCUCUUCGACAAAUUGCUUGGGCUCACGUCGAACAUUGGUCGCUUGUCCAAUCAGAUUGGCCUUAUUGGCACAAAGCGCGAUACCGAGCGAGUAAGAGAGCGAGUACAUGACCUGUUGGAGGAAACUCGAGAAGGGUUCAAAGAAGUCGGGGAUGGCAUAAAGCACGUGCAAGCGUGGGAGGAUGUCAAUCCUUCCCAGAGAUAUACGCAGGAUAAGCUCUCCACGGAAUUCAAAGCCUCCCUUACCGAGUUUCAAGCCAUCCAAAAACGAGCUUUGGAGAAACAGCGCGCCUCAGCAAGUGCGGCACGCACUGCGCUUGAAGAACAAUCAACCUCGCCGACUCAGCAACAGUCGUCAUUUGGCCAACUGCAGCAACAGGAACAGGAGCCGCUACGCCUUGCGAACCAGACGGAGGUAGAUUUCCAAGAUUCUCUUAUCAUCGAACGAGAGUCAGAGAUCAGAAACAUCGAACAAUCAGUCGGCGAACUAAACGAGUUGUUCCGGGAUGUGGCUCAUAUCGUCAGUGAGCAAGGCGAACAAUUGGACAUUAUCAGCGAAAACGUGGAGGGUGUCAGGGAGAACACUCAUGGCGCCGAUCGUGAAUUGCGCAGCGCGAGUCGCUACCAACGCAAUGCACGCAAUAAAGCUUGCUGUCUAUUGCUGAUUCUGGCCGUUGUGUUGACAAUCGUGCUAUUGGCGGUAUUUUUGGGUUGAAGGGGAAUGGAAUGUUUGUUUUGAAGCCAGCGAGAUGCUUACCUUUCUUACGACUGAUUUGAUACCUUACCUAAGGGUUCUCUUUGACUUUCAGGGUUCGGCAGCGUUGCAUGGGCGUUUUUGGAGCAGCAUUGACAGGGUUCAUUUCCCAUAUCAUCCACGGUGAUAGAUGUUUAGUACGUCAUUCUUUCUUUCGGGUCAGGAGAAGAUUGAGUGAAGAUUAUUGUACACAAGACGAUACGCUACGAUAUAGUACAGUACCAGAUAAUAAUAUACAAUGGCCGACCUAGU